Molecule: messenger RNA, 7824 nt
Organism: Plasmodium fragile
Lineage: Eukaryota; Apicomplexa; Aconoidasida; Haemosporida; Plasmodiidae
Exons: 7
Coding region: 1-7824 (2607 amino acids)
Source: RefSeq, a predicted model, not a curated record
AUGUUUUUGUUCGAAAACAAUUUUUUGUUUAAGGCCAACUUCAUGUUGUUUUUUCGACACCCAGAAGAAGACCCAGCAGAAGACCCAGAAGAAGACCCAGCAGAAGACCCAGAAGAAGACCCAGAAAUCGCUCUUAAGAACAAGUGCGAGUGUAUAAGAGCAGCUGUGGAGAGAGCUGUCACAGUAGAUGAUGCGCUAGAAGGCCAACUAGACGCAUAUGUACGAGCUGUAAGUGGAACAUGUAUUGUUAAAAUGAAUUGCUGUUCAGAAGAUUUGUCGAAGAAUGAGUCCAUUGCGGUUGAGAAUGGUCCAGAGAAUGUCCUCAGUGUUGUUGAGUCACAUGUUCCUAAAGAUUAUUCCAUUACCUUGGUGGUUGAGAAUUUAGAACAAGAAUUGGGAAGUGUGGCAGUUACGUAUUUGAAUAGUCCUCGAACUAAGGAAGAAUUCGAAAUCGCGAGGCAAAGCGAUUUUUCGGAAGACUGUGUCCAGGGAUCUAUUGAACAGAGCUUGGAAGUGUUGCCCAAUGCUGAAACAGAAGAUUUUGUGCAAGUAGUAAAAUGGAUGAGAAAUAAAAUUGAAGAGAAAUUUAUGCAUUUUAAGACUGUGUUCAAAAAGGGUUUGGUAGAAAAUGUUGGAAGCGUAUCAAAUUCGUUCAGGUGUAAUUCAAAGGAUAAAAUGGAAUGUAUACAAGACCUGAUAAGUCUUAUUGAUAGUACGUUGGACCACAUUAGUCAACAGUUUAAACAUGCUUCGCCUGCUUCAGGGGAACCCCUUGAGUUGCUGCCAAAAGACUCCACUGAAUGCACGGUGGAUACUAAAAAACUGUUUGCCAGGGAUGUGGAAGAGUGCGAUUUGAAAGGUGUUAGAGCGCUUUUCAAAGAGGCUACAAAAUUAUCAAAGAAUACCAAGAAUUCUAUGAAGAAACAGGAGAAAUAUCAAAAAAUUAAUAUCGCACAAGAAGAUGUCCCAGCAGAAGAUCCAGAAAUCACCCAAGAAGAUGUCCCAGCAGAAGACCUAGAAGAUGUCCCAGCAGAAGACCCAGAAGAUGACUUUGCAGAGUGUGAUUUGAAAGGUGUUAGAGCGCUUUUCAGAGACACUGCAAGAUCAUCAAAGGGAAUUGGUAGUGCGUUGUGGAAGGACUGUGCAGAGUGCGAUUUGAAAGGUGUUAGAGCACUUUUCAAAGAGGCUGAUCAGUCUUCCUUGGAAAAUGAUGCACAGAUGUUGGAGGUUGUAAGUAAUGAACCUAAUAGUGUUCAUUAUUUACCUCAUUCAAAGGGAUUUGCUACUUGUUUUUGGAAAACACGGUACUGCGCAGUGAGAAACAUCUGCCAAAUAUCCUAUUAUGCUGUUUUUCAGUACAUCCAUGGUCAGAAGUACGACAUGCACAGAUCGCUUUGUAAUAUAAAGACUCAGUAUAAUUUUAAUAGAGGACUUGUUAGGAGGACGAAGGCUGUUUACACGAUCACAGUGAGGAGAGGCAAGGAGAAAACCAAGAAAGAGGAGAGUGCAGAAGUAUUUAAGGGGCCCUAUUUUCCCAAGGGAAGGAGCAUGCUGAUAGAGGACUGUGCUGCUGACUGUGACAUCGUGAGUAGAAUCCAAAGUGAAAGCGGAAGUGGAAGUGGAAAUGGAUACGGAUGCGGAAGCGGAAAUGUGCGUGGAUGCGACAACGUGCAGGGAAGCGGAAACGUAUGUGGAAGCAGAAAUGCACGUCUUAGCAGAAGUGUACGUCGAAGCGGAAGCAGAAAUGGAAGUGGAAACGGAAAUGGAAGUGGAAGCGGAGGUGGAGACGAGCGAGGGAACAGUAACAACGGAGAUGGUCCUUCGGAUGGGGAGAAUUCUUCAUCACAUGAUGAGAAAUCUUCAAGUGAUGAGGAUGAAUCGGAUGAAGAAAGGGAAAAACAGAAAAAACAGGGUGCUCAGAAGAAUGAUGACAGGAAAGAAGCGAAAAUGGUGAGCAAAGGUGUAUCUGGUUUUAUGCUGCCGUGGAGUUCUUGCGCAAAAGCUGGUGAGGAAAGCUUAAAAAGAGAAGAUGCUGCAAGUAAUUGUGCAUAUAUGUUACCCAUGGGAAACAGUCGAAGGGAUGAUGAUGACUUGAAAAGAGAGGACAAUACGGGUAACAGUGAGUAUGUGAUGUCUUGGGAAAGGUCUACCGAGAAAAAAGAUGAUGUUCUGCCCUCCAAAGGUGAAAAGCUCUAUGUGCGCAACAGUUUUAAAGGGAAUAGGUGGGACAGGAGUGUAAAGCGAGAGGAAGAGAGUUUAAAAAGAGAGGACGACUUUAAAAGGGAAGAUUGCCUGGAUGCUGCUGCCGAUGUUGCACCAUGGUGCGAAGGUGUUAAGAGUGAGAGUAGUUUAGGAGGCCACCAGAGGGGAAGAGGUAGCUCAUUGUUGAUACUCUCGCGUAGAAUGCAACAGAAUAACGGUACAGAUGACUCAAAUCGGGAAAAUGCGCGUGGUAGCUUGUUUGACAAUGUUGAUUUAGGCACUGUUGCAGUUGCAGUAGGGGGAGCUGCAAACAGUGGCGAAAGUCAGCUGGCUCAGAGAAGUGGAGCAACUAAUGAUGUACAGCCUGGUAAUAGCGGUAGUGGAAGCAGUGAUGAUGAGAAUUCCGAAGUGAGCACUCAUAUUGAUGAGGAGAGUAGUGACAGUGAAAGGAUCCCUGAACCAGAUAACAGCGAAGAACUUAGUGACACAGCACCUUCAGAUGAUAGUGAAAACGGAGAAAGCACUGUAAUCCCUGAUGAAAGUGAUCUAGAGCAAGAGACUGUUCAUUUGAAAAGAGUGUUGGUAGGGGAUUAUAGAAAAAGAAAUGCAGAUGUUAUGAACCGAAUGCGUGACACAGCAGAAUAUAUGCUCCCAAAAGUUGAUGAAAUGCCUGAGGACAGAAAGCUUAACAAGAUUAGAAACAUGUAUAACCAUCGUCCAAACGUAUCAGGCAGAACAAAAUGUAGAAAAUAUGCUGACAAAGAAGGGAGCAAGAAUUGGAAAGAAAUUUCACGUGUUCUAAAAUAUGCAGAAGGCAUUGUAUCGGAAUUUAUUUCAUGCUUCAAGGAAAACAAUAAGUUCAGUCCCGAGUAUUCGACGAAAUAUUAUUAUGGAAAGAAGAUUCAAAGUUUAUACCCCAAAUAUCGUUUCUCUGAGUGUAAAAAGAUCUUUACCUAUUUUGAAAGGAUGACAACGAAUCCCAUUAUUGAGAAAAGUAGAGAUGAUUAUCUGGAAGAUGUUUUAGGACGGGUGAUGCUGGAGAAGAAUGAUGAUAUGUAUAUUGAUACUAUAAAGGGGUGCAGAAAAAUUAUUUUAGACAUUAUGACCUCUUUAAGAAAGAAUAUAAGAGAUGUAGGAUCUGCUGAUAUGAAAAACAAGAUUAGAGAGUAUAGAGAAAGCUACCGCAGGAGCACUGAGGAGGAAGAUGGUAUAUAUGCUGUAGAUCAUCCUUACAUUAUAGCUUUGAAAAAAAUCGAUGAUUGUUUCGAGGAACUUAGAGACAAAAUUUUAACAGUGCAUCACAUUACCAAUUUCUUCGAUUAUAAAAUGGACAGAAUUAUUAGAACCUACGCGUCUCAGUUGUGUUACAGUUACAGAUUUGUGCAUUAUUGGCUUCAUGUCUUAACGAGAUUGUUUACGGAUGUAGAUCAAGUGUGGAAUUUGCCAGAAGAGUUGCCUUGCCAGUUGUUUGAAGCUUGUGAUGAAAAGAAGAAUGUGCUAGUGGUGCGCAGAAAGUUAGUACAAAUAAUGAAGAAAUUUAAGAAAUGUGUUGAAGACGGGAGCUACAGGCCUCAUACGUACAAAGAGAUGAACACAGUUCCUGACGCAUACCAUAUUUAUAAGUACACGAAAAUAUUUUAUGAUCAGUUAUGUGAAGGGUUUAGAAAUUUAUCAGCAGAUGAGAUUCAUGUGGUGCAAGACGUAUAUAAUGAAAUUUGCGCACGGAUAUAUAACUUAGAGCCUUCAGAUAUAGUUGUGUAUUAUGUAAACCGCAUUAUUCGACGUAUUGGAUUGACGAACCCGUCCCAGUGGCCAACAACUGAUGACGCGCUAGAUUUGCUCCUCCUGGACGUAGAGGAUAACGACAACACUGCAGCAAAUGGAAGUGCAGAAAGGAACAACCCAACUGGUGCAGGUGCAGGAGGGAACAGCCCAACAGAUGAAGAAGAAGAAAGGGACAACCCAGCAGAUGAGGAAGAAGAAAGCAACAGCCGAGCAGAUGAGGAAGAAGAAAGCAACAGCCAAGCAGAUGAGGAAGAAGAAAGCAACAGCCGAGCAGAUGAGGAUACACCAAGCAAUGCUACCAAUGGUAGUCGUUCCGAUGGGAACACGAGUGACUCUUCAUACAAUUGCUAUGGGAAUAGACCAGAUACGAUAGAAGAUUCAACAUACUACUGCAAUGGUAUGUCAUAUGGAUCCACGGAAAAUGAAGGUGGCAAUUUUUAUGGGGCUGUUCCUUGCUUAAUGGAUAUUCCGAGGCAAAUAGACACUGAAGCACUAUCUGUACCAGCAGAAAAUGUAUCACACGGGACUUCGAGAAUUCUUGGAGUAGUGGAAAUUAUAUAUGAUGAAAAUGGUUAUACUGUUGAAGAGCCAUUAGAGAAUGUCCAGGAUAAUUUGGACAUGUGCACUCAGGUACCGGUGAGGGUUGCUUCGAGUAACAUGGAGUUUUUAGACCUCGAACCGGUAGGGAUUGCUGAGAAUAACUCAGCAUUUUUGGCUCAACAACCUUUGGCGUCUGCUCAAAAUGGCUUCAUAUUUUCGCCACAAGAACCAGUUGCAACUGUUCAAAACAGCUUCGCAUUUUCAACGCAAGAACCAGUGACGCCUGUUCAAGCCCGGGGGGAACCAGUUGCAACUAUUCAAAAUAGCUUCGCAUUUUCAACGCAAGAACCAGUGACGCCUGUUCAAGCCCGGGGGGGUAUUGUGCAGGAUUCCCUGGAUGCUGUUCAUAACAGUUCCGACUUUUGGUCACAAGAACCAGUGGUGUCCGUUCAGAAUCAUGGGGGUGUUUCUGUUCAGGAAUCAACUUGGACUUUACCAAAGAGUGGAACUUUUAUGCAACAAAUGAACAACGAAAGUGCUAGGAGUGAAAAUAAUAAUUUAUAUAAUGGAGCAGCCGAAAACAAAACAAAUGGUUUAAGUUUCUUCGCCCUCGCCCAAGCAUCAAACGAUGACAGCAAUUUCUGUGGGAACAUGAAAACCUCACUAAAAAAAUUUGAAAAUAAUGAAACAGUACCUGAAGUAAGAGACAGUAAGAGAAGAAGGAGUUUCAACUUUACUAAUGCUAUUCAGACUGGGUGUAACAACUACAACCAAAAUAAUGAAGAGCUUCCAGGAACAAUGGAAAAUUAUCCCAGUAAUUAUGGCAUGUACAGUGAGCAUUUACCCGAUUUCCCACAGAACAAAAGGAAUGCGUAUAUAUUUAACCCAAGCGACAACCACAGCAGUGACAACAUUUUCAAGAGCGAGUCAACACAGAACCCGCAUGUGUAUAACAGCUGCGUGGGCACAUGGGUAAAACCUAAAAAUGAAAACGCAUUUUUCAAAGGCGAGGUGCACGAAGAGGGAAACCAAAAUUAUUUCCAUUCUAUUAAUCCCAUGAGGGAGAACAACUCUGAGCAGAGGAGCAUGGCGAACAAUUUGUCAACACCAACUUUUCCUAGCCAUGACACUUAUACCAAUGGCAUCUUCAGUAAUGACAAGUUGUUCAACCACCAAGACCCGAAUUUCUUCGCCCUCGCCCAAGCAUCAAACGAUGACAGCAAUUUCUGUGGGAACAUGAAAACCUCACUAAAAAAAUUUGAAAAUAAUGAAACAGUACCUGAAGUAAGAGACAGUAAGAGAAGAAGGAGUUUCAACUUUACUAAUGCUAUUCAGACUGGGUGUAACAACUACAACCAAAAUAAUGAAGAGCUUCCAGGAACAAUGGAAAAUUAUCCCAGUAAUUAUGGCAUGUACAGUGAGCAUUUACCCGAUUUCCCACAGAACAAAAGGAAUGCGUAUAUAUUUAACCCAAGCGACAACCACAGCAGUGACAACAUUUUCAAGAGCGAGUCAACACAGAACCCGCAUGUGUAUAACAGCUGCGUGGGCACAUGGGUAAAACCUAAAAAUGAAAACGCAUUUUUCAAAGGCGAGGUGCACGAAGAGGGAAACCAAAAUUAUUUCCAUUCUAUUAAUCCCAUGAGGGAGAACAACUCUGAGCAGAGGAGCAUGGCGAACAAUUUGUCAACACCAACUUUUCCUAGCCAUGACACUUAUACCAAUGGCAUCUUCAGUAAUGACAAGUUGUUCAACCACCAAGACCCGAAGUUUGGUCUCCAGAGCAAAAUGGACAAUUUGUCAACACCAUCUUUACCUAUACAAAACUAUAAUAACACCAACAACGUCGACGACGCAUCACACCAUUCAAACUUUAGCCUGGGUAACCUUAACAAUGGCAAUUUGUUUUAUAACACAAACCAAGAAAAAGGUUUCACGAGGAACAUGAACAAUUUGCCACUAUCAACAGAGGUUAUACAGGGCGAAGACCACAUCUAUAAUACAUCACAUCAUUUAGAAUCCAAGCAGAGUGUACUUCAACAUUACCAACCAUUCAUAGACGAUAUGUUUAAAUACGCGGACCAAGAGAAUCACCACCAAAGCAACAUAAGCAACUGUACAUCCCCAAGAGACAUGAUACAUACUACCAACAGCAGCAGUGCCAGUGCAUUGAAUAAUAUGUACACGGAAAAUAUCCAUGAGAGACAUAACACCACUGAGUCCCAAUUCAAAGAUGAUAAAGCACAAGACGCAGCACAGAAGGAGCAGGCAGCUCUAUUCGAAAGAGAGCUUGUGGCAGAACAGAAGGCAAUAGCAGCUGUAUUGGCAAAAGAAGCGGCAGCUGUAUUGGCAAAAGAAGCGGUUACGGCUAAGGAGGCAAAGGAAGCAAAGAAAGCGCAGGCAGCUGUAUUGGCAAAUAUCAAGCAAGAAAUGGUAGUUGGUUCCAAGAAGAGCAAAAAAAGAGCCAUGCGAGAACAAGCAGAGACAGCACAGGACAAAGGCAGCAGUGUUACGGAAACAAUACCUGCACGUACUAGGAAGAUCAGAAGAAAAUUGGUGCAAGGGCCAACUGUUGAGAAAAAAGCCAAAAUGGAGGACAUAGCCAAAGUUGAGGAAGUAGCCACAGUCGAGGAAGUAGCCAAAGUCGAGGAAGUAGCCAAAGUCGAGGAAGAACCAAAGAUCAUAUUAGAAAUCAAGUGCUAUGUUGAACGAACAAAAUCUGAUUUGGGAACAAAUGUUAAUGCAGCCGCUUCAAUAAAAUUACCAAGCAAAAGGGUCCAUACCAAAAUGGCCAGUGCGCUAGAAGACAGUAACGAUUGGAUCGUAUUCAAGAAAAGACGCACAUGUGAAGAGGACGAAAUCGAACUUCCAGAAAACACAAAUGAAGUUAAGACUGAAACUGAAGGAAGUUGCGAAAUUAAGGAAAAUAAAGAAUCUGACGAAAGUAAAGACAGUAACAAUAAUAACACCACAGGAGAGAACAACACGACCUUCGACACAAAUAUUUCCAAAAAUGGUGGAGCAGGUGAUUCCCUUAAGGAAAAAAUAGCAGCAACGGAUGAAACCUGCGCCAAAAAUACAGAUGUAAAGAACAAAACAUUAUCUUGUCCCAAGCGUGCAAUCAACGAUUCGGAUGUAAAAAGAAAACAUGUGGGACAUUUUAAUUUAAGUAUAAAUAGGAAGCUAAUAAGGAAAAGAAAUAUAACAAAAACAGAAUUACGAAAAGUACAACUAAACACUAAAAGAGUACACAAGAAAACAAAAACGGCCAAAUUACAUCCGUUGUCACAGACAUAA